UGGGGCGAAGGCAUGUAGCUCCAGAACGCUAGUCGAUAUUUGGGCUAGCGCUGUCGGAGGUCCUUAUCGAUAGUUCAAUUUGCUCCUGAUAAUUCUGGGGUUAGUAUCAAUCCGUACUAUAUAGGCGAAACUUUAUAGGCUAAGAACAUGUUCGCUACUUCCACGGGACCAUCCCGAACACCUGCAUCCAACCAUUAGGAAUUGACGUGGCUUGUCUGGCACAGUACCUACAGUAGCUUGGCCACGUGAUAGUAUUAUCACCGUUUCUCCGUGAUAACAUAUUCCGUAUCCAAUCCUUCAUCCAAAUGUGGCAAUCCCAUUAUUUCGGAGAUAUCGGACUUCACGAUUCUGCCAAAUUCAUUCUCAACAGCGAUAGCCAGAGGAUUGCCGACAUUUCUCUGAACUGCACUCCCUUAGUUAUAUUUAACCUCUUCUUCUAGCCUACCAUGGUUCUUCGAAAACACGAACUAGAAGCGAAAUUGAAAGAUGAUAUUGAAUUAGUCAGAAGUGGCGUGCUUCGUGAUGAAAAUCCCCUCGAUCUAAGUAGUGAAUUCAAUGAGCUGUUACAGGCCUGUCGAAGAGGCGACCUGAAGCGGACUCAGGAGUUAGUUUCUGCUGGCGUCAACAUAAAUGGCAAAGACAGGUUCGAUUACACUCCACUCAUCAUUGCAAGUCUCUGCGGGCAUUAUGAGUUAGUUGAGUUAUUGAUUGAAUCCGGUGCUCUGGCGGAACGCGAUACAUUCCAGGGGGAGCGAUGUAUCUACAACGCUUUAAAUGACAAGAUCCGGAACUUGCUCCUGAAAUAUGACUACUCGAAGUCUACUGAUCCCCUGCAACCAUGGGCUGCUCAUAUCAGCGCAUUGCUCACAAGGGAAGCGCCGAAGACUUCCGACAUUACAUUGAUAGCGGCAUCGACGUCGUUCGAACUACACAAAUUUCUCUUGUCCGCCAGGUCACCUUACUUUCAAAAGAAACUUGCCGAGGCCCCUGGUUUGGAGACCUGGAAGCUACCCCAGUCGAUACCAGUUGAAUCGUUUCAAAUUGUUAUGCGGUAUUUAUACUUAGGCGACAUUCCAAGGGAUUUAGUCGACCCCCGAAGUAGCGCCACCGAGGAAGAGGUCCUAACUGGGGUGGAUAAAAUCAGCAAGCAGUUGGAGAUUGACAAACUUUGGGAAGCUAUUCUUUCGGGCGGCGAUCGGCGAUUGGCACGACAGAGGCAUCAAGAUGAAGUCAACAGAGCCCAGGGGCAAAUAGAAGGCUUCUUCCAGGAGAAGGUUCUUGGACACAAGAUGGUUGUCGAUACUAGGAAAGCCCAAGAAGUGAAAUGGCCACACGACAACUCCAUAUUUGCGGAUUGUCUCUUGCGAGCUGACGAGGGAGGCGAGGAUGGCGAGGAUGUUGACAAGCAAGAAGAAUCGAACGGAAUUCCCAUUGGACCGGGUGCAGAAACACAGAGGCAGAACGGCUCCAGGAAAGCCAGGAAAUCCGUAUUGUACCCUGCUCAUAAAGCGAUACUCAUCCGUUCGCCAUACUUCGAAACUAUGUUUUCCAGCGUAUUUCGCGAGGCGCAAACAGCGGAACACCUACACGUUAUCAAGAUAGAUUGCCUACCGGAGGUUCUUGAAAUCAUUCUUACGUUUCUCUAUACGGAGAAAGUCGAAUGUCCUCUUGAACUCGGAUUGGAUCUACUCUAUGCGUCGGAUAUGUUGUUCUUGGACAAGCUAAAGAGCAAAGCCGCAGUCGCCAUCAGUACAUUGGGAAGUGGUAACAACAAUGUCCUGAUUGACCGGACCCACGCCCACGAAGACGAAAACGAAGACGACGAAGCUGAAGUGGAGGUGGAGCCUAUCAAUGUAUAUGACGUUAUACACGCAGCUUGGGACUUGAAAGUCCAGCGGCUGGAAGAAUUCGCUGCUCGGUACCUCGCGUAUCGUUUGGAGGACUAUAUUGAUGAAGAGGAGUUCAUGGAGUUAAUCCAGGAAAGUGCCUCAAGGCUUCAGACGAGAGAAGAGACGGAUACGAUCGAACUGCUGGACGAUAUUCGGUACUACCUGUCUGAGCGUUUCAGGCUACGGUUCGAGGAUGCAGGUUUAGACGAGAUGAUGGACGAAAACGGCGAAAUUAGCGCAACAGCAGCAGAAUUACUGAACUCAGAAGCGAACGGCAUUAUGACAGGUGACAGGACUGAUGAUGGUGUUGUCGAGGCGGAAAAGUCCGAUGUCGUUUCUGCGAAAGCAGAAGUGUCAGAGGCUUUGACUAUGUCCGGUGGUGUAGUCAGGACUUUAGAUGGGGAACUUGUCGAAGAUGAAUUCGCAUCCGACGCCAUAAAUUACCAGAUCUUGCUACAAAAGAUUGAUACAAUGUUAGAAAAACUUAAGCUAGACGCAUAGAAAUAACAAUGCAUCUGAUAAAUAGAUCUCUAUUAUGCGUUAGACAUUUGACAUCCGUCUUGAAUUAUGCGAGUUUUGAGCUUUCGGAGUUUGAAGGGCUCACCAGGCACCCAGCCCCUGGAUAUUAGGGCUUAAGGACAGUAUCGCGAGCACUGAUUUGAUACUCCGGGGGGCAAU
Molecule: messenger RNA, 2567 nt
Organism: Hypoxylon trugodes
Lineage: Eukaryota; Fungi; Ascomycota; Sordariomycetes; Xylariales; Hypoxylaceae
Exons: 3
Coding region: 447-2390 (647 amino acids)
Cellular component (GO): cytoplasm; ubiquitin ligase complex
Molecular function (GO): protein binding
Source: RefSeq, a predicted model, not a curated record